CGCAUUAUAAAUACAGAGUGAGCACAGAAGCCAGACACAGAUCAUUUUGCCUUCUGCAUCAGGGAAAGACUUGAUCCUACACUUAACCUUAGAAAAUGAGUGAACAAAGCCAACAGGCCCAGAAGAAGCCCGAGGUUCCCCCGGCGCAAUGUCCAUCUGACCCCGAAUCAGACGGAGAGGGAGGAUGCAACAAGGGCAAGGGGAAGAAGGGAGGACAAGGACAAGGACAAGGACAAGGACAAGGACAAGGACAAGGCAGAGGCCCCUGCGACACGGGAAAGGAACAUGGCAAGGGACAUGGACAACAGGGGCAGGGACAAGGACAAGGCAAAUGAGAGAAGAACAUGCCCGUGGUCCCAAAUGAAACAUGUAAUGAUAUUCUGCAAGAAUGAUUCUUAAGAAUUGAUUACAUCUCUAAUAAACUACAUUAAAAUUCAA
Mugil cephalus (flathead mullet) is the source of this 438-nucleotide messenger RNA. Its product is annotated as mesoderm posterior protein 2-like. Bases 96 to 335 code for a protein of 79 amino acids. The record is from RefSeq and is a predicted model, not a curated record. NCBI's taxonomy places the organism in Eukaryota, Metazoa, Chordata, Actinopteri, Mugiliformes, Mugilidae. The transcript is spliced from 6 exons.